UCCGGAAAAGUAUUCAUAAGCUUGCCAAAUAACAAGCAUCAGUUCCCGAUUCCACCAAGCCGAAAGUGCAGAGAAAGAGAGAAAUGGCCAUCACAGCUCCCAAGUGAAAAGCCAAGACCAGCAACGAAAAUUGGGGCAUGGGAUUACUCUUUGUCUUCUUCCCUGAAGAGAACUCCGCUGCCGCCGCCUCCUCCGCCAUCACCCCUUCCAACCCCAUUGUCGGUAAAGUUACUCCCCAUUCAACCCCCAACAGUAUCGGCAGAACAACCAUCAAAAGAAUCAACCCCAAUAGCCCCAUCCUCACCAGAACCCAAUCCACCAUUUCUAUUUGCGUUCUUCUACUCUUUCUCACGCUCCUCCUGUUCACUCUCUCCACCUUCGAACCCACCAUCCCCAACCCCACCACCGCCAUUAAAGCUCCACGCAGGUUUCUCUCAGACAACCCUCGUAACAGUUUUAUCAAAACCCACCAGAAAAAAUCCAAUCUUUCUUGGUUUUACAGCAUUUGGCCGAGCAGAUACCAAUCCAGAAAUGGUAAAAGAACUGAGUUCCUAUCUUCUUUUGCUUUACAGGGAAUGGGGAAGCUCUAUAGCCGUGGAACCAGAGCCAUGCGUGAUCUUGUUGUAGCUCAUGCAGUGGAGGACACCAAUGAAGAUGAGUUCAGGCUUUUCUUAAGACUCUUGCUCAGGUCAGGUCUCACAGCCAGAGCUGACUUGGUUUUCUUAUUUGGUUCUUCCUCUUCUGAAUCAAGAUUUGAAGAUUUGAUUCGAGAAGAGAACAACUCGUUCUUGAGACUCAUUCAUCUCUACAGAAAAUCGAACAAUAAGAGUCAUGACUCAGUGUCGGUGCCGGCUUUGAGAUUUAAUGUUACGCAGUUUGUGAAGCGUGAGAGCAAGGAAAUAUGUGAACCUCUGUGGGGGAAGAAAAUUCGGGUUGAUAAUCACAGUGACUCGAAAGAAAAUGAAGGUGAGUCGACUCACUUGAGUUAUGGGUCGGUGGUGGGUUUUGAAGCGAGUGAGCUUGAUCCGGAGAACUCGCUUUCCGGGUUCCUAGACCAUAUACCAAUGAGUUUGAGAAGAUGGGCCUGUUAUCCAAUGCUGCUUGGUCGAGUUAGGAGAAAUUUUAAGCAUAUAAUGUUAGUGGACGUGAAAAGGCUACUGUUACUCAGUGACCCACUCGGCCGAUUCAGGAAUCGGAGUUCAGAGUCGGUGUACAUAACAACAAAACAAGAAACCAUUAGCUCAACCAAGCAUGCCAAAAGGAAAGACAAAAACAACAACUCAAACAAAAGCGCGUCCCAUUCUCAAGUUAACCCAGCAAUUUUGAUGGGCGGAACUAGAGGAAUUCGCCGGUUUUCAAAUGCAAUGCUAACCGAAAUCGUCCGAGUUGCGAUGAAACACAAGGGGAAAUCAACAACGGAGUCAGCAAUUUUGAGUCAACUAGUGGACAAUGGGCACAUAUUGAAGAGCAUAGAUUUGAUAAAAUUGAGUGAGUCAAUCCCAGCGGCGAGUGAACUCAGUGAGUCAAACUCAUCAGAGGAGAGGGAUAAUUAUAGAAUAAUCCAACAAGGUAAUGAUAAUAAUAAUGCUCUAAAUUCAAUUAUUAUGGAGAAUAUAUGUUCAUGUGAAGUAGAUUCUGGUGUUUAUAGAGAUUGCUAGCUACCAAAUCAGGAAAAGGAAUUAGAGGUCUUUGUUGUGUAGGUAUUUUUUAUUUAAUUGUGUUUAUAAAAAAAUAAUUGAUCAGUUUGUUUAUUUUA
This is a messenger RNA of Manihot esculenta (cassava), 1756 nucleotides long. RefSeq lists its product as uncharacterized. The record is from RefSeq and is a predicted model, not a curated record. Bases 138 to 1658 code for a protein of 506 amino acids. The transcript has a single exon. Lineage: Eukaryota; Viridiplantae; Streptophyta; Magnoliopsida; Malpighiales; Euphorbiaceae.